AUGGCAGAUAUAUUAGGUUGGUCGAAAGAUGUGGUGAAGGAUCUGCUCAUGCUAGGUUGGUCUUGUAUUUGCUUGCGAUUGAAACGGUCGCUAAUUUUGCGACGGAAUCAGUCGCAGAUUCUUUUUAAUACCCCAGCCUCGCCCCCAUCUCUAUCUUCUUCUCUUUUCUUUCUUUCUUCUCUUCUUCCUCCAUUGAAAGCCCCAGACCCCCAGCCCGCUGCUUGCCGAAAAAGUUGCAUCCCCAUCUACCAGUUUUUCUACAGUUGUUGGUACCGUGAGACAGUGUACUGGAGGGAUUGUACAAUACGAUCAUCUUCAUCGGCUGAUUAUCGUUCCCCAUGGCGACGGUCUGAAGGAACUCAGUCGUCCCCGGAGGAUAUGAUUGCAAUUUGGACACAAACGGCUGGGGGCAUGAAUAAAGGUCGAGUCUACGGGAUUGAAGUACAAUCAUCCUCCAGUCAUCCACCAACAACAUUAUUCACUGGGGCAUCAGUUUUCCAAGAAGACAUAGAAGUUAUGCAUCAAAAAGUGGAUCAAAUGUCGCAAGAAUUUCAAGCAACUCAGGCUUUGAUCCAAAAAUUGUUAAAAAAAAAAAGCAAGAAAGGAGCUGCAAUGGAGUCUGAGUCUGAGGAGGAGACUGAAACUGAAUAGGCUAUUUGAAUAUUUUAGAGUUGAAGUUAGAGACAUGUUUAAUUUAUGUUGUUUGAUAGUUGGUUGUUUGAUUAGUUGGUUAUUUGAUUAGUUGGUUGAAUUGUUAUAAAUAUUACUGUUCAUUUUGUAGUAGAUAUUGGAUUUUGGAUUUUGGAUUGUUA
Nicotiana tabacum (common tobacco) is the source of this 812-nucleotide messenger RNA. The record is from RefSeq and is a predicted model, not a curated record. Lineage: Eukaryota; Viridiplantae; Streptophyta; Magnoliopsida; Solanales; Solanaceae.